UGUGGGAAACGCAGCAGUCCGGGUGGAGGGGCGAGGCUUCCCCCUUCCCCGCCCCUCCUCCGCCCUCCAUUCCCUCCCUGGGACGGCUGCGCGGAGCGGCGGGGAGGGCGCCGGCGGCGGCUGUACUUUCCAGGCUGAAGCUGGAGCAGGGCUGUGGCGGUGUCUAUCGAACCCUAGGGACCGGUUGACUGAGGAAAAGAGGGAGGGAAUCCCGCGCUGCCGAGCUGCGCCGCCUGGGAAGCCCUUCGAUUCCUUGCGCGCCAAGCCGAGCCCCGGGCGAGUGGGGCGGGGGUCCCCCGAGACCGCCAGCGGCCCCUCGGCGCAGAAGGGACCACGCGGGGCGCGCCCCCCGAAGGCUGCCCCCGGGCCCGUGGCCCCGACUUGGCCCUGCGCGGCGGGCGUGGGGCAGUUCAGAGGGAGGAAGCAAGAGAGGGGCCGCCCUCCCCUCGGAGUUAGAAGCGCCUUCCCGGGUCCAGAAUGCCCAAGAAGAAGCCGACGCCCAUCCAGCUGAACCCGGCCCCCGACGGCUCCGCGGUUAACGGGACCAGCUCGGCGGAGACCAACCUGGAGGCCUUGCAGAAGAAGCUGGAGGAGCUGGAGCUCGAUGAGCAGCAACGGAAGCGCCUGGAGGCCUUUCUUACCCAGAAGCAGAAGGUCGGGGAAUUGAAGGAUGACGACUUCGAGAAGAUCAGCGAGCUGGGCGCCGGCAACGGUGGUGUGGUGUUCAAGGUCUCCCAUAAGCCAUCUGGCCUGGUCAUGGCCAGAAAGCUAAUUCACCUGGAGAUCAAACCUGCAAUCCGGAACCAGAUCAUAAGGGAGCUGCAGGUUCUACAUGAGUGCAACUCCCCAUACAUCGUGGGCUUCUAUGGCGCGUUCUACAGCGACGGCGAGAUCAGUAUCUGUAUGGAGCACAUGGAUGGGGGUUCCUUGGAUCAAGUCCUGAAGAAAGCUGGAAGAAUCCCUGAACAAAUUUUAGGAAAAGUUAGCAUUGCUGUAAUAAAAGGUCUGACAUACCUGAGGGAGAAGCACAAGAUUAUGCACAGAGAUGUCAAGCCUUCCAACAUCCUAGUGAACUCUCGUGGGGAGAUCAAGCUCUGUGACUUUGGGGUCAGCGGGCAGCUCAUUGACUCCAUGGCCAACUCCUUCGUGGGCACAAGGUCCUACAUGUCGCCAGAAAGACUCCAGGGGACUCAUUACUCCGUGCAGUCGGACAUCUGGAGCAUGGGGCUAUCUCUGGUUGAGAUGGCAGUCGGGAGGUAUCCCAUCCCUCCUCCCGAUGCCAAGGAGCUGGAGCUGAUGUUUGGGUGCCAAGUGGAGGGAGAUGCGGCUGAGACGCCACCCAGGCCGAGGACCCCUGGAAGGCCCCUCAGCUCGUAUGGAAUGGACAGCCGACCUCCCAUGGCAAUUUUUGAGUUGUUGGAUUACAUAGUCAACGAGCCUCCUCCAAAGCUGCCCAGUGGAGUAUUCAGUCUGGAAUUUCAAGAUUUUGUGAAUAAAUGCCUCAUAAAAAACCCAGCAGAGAGAGCAGAUCUGAAACAACUCAUGGUUCAUGCCUUUAUCAAGAGAUCUGAUGGUGAGGAAGUGGAUUUUGCAGGUUGGCUCUGCUCCACCAUCGGCCUUAACCAGCCCAGUACACCGACCCACGCGGCUGGCGUCUAAGUAUCUGGGAAGCAGCAAAGAGCGAGUCCCCUGCCCAGUGGUGUGCCAUUGUCGCUUUCAGGCCUCUUUGCCAUGCCUGUCUCCGUUCAGACGUGCAUUUCGCCUACGACAAAGGAUGAAGAACACAGCAUGUGCCAAAAUUCUAUUUGUGUCUUUUUUAAUAUUACUGUCAUUUAUUCUGUUAUUUCCCUAAGUGGAUUGGCUUUGUGCUUGGGGCUAUUUUUGUGUAUGUUGAUCCAAACAUGCGCAACGUUCAGUUACAGUGAAACCUUGGUGACUGUGGGUAGUCAUUCUUACUGAAAAUUGCACUGCUCUUCCCCCACCGUGACUGGCUAGCUGCCUGUAGUUUUGGGAUUCUUUUGACACUUGGUGGUACUGCAUUCUUGCCGGGCGCACCUUCCUUCUGUUGGGGUAGGAGCCUUGUAAGAUCCUUCACAGGCACUGCAUGUGAAGCAUGCUUUGCUGCUAUGAAAAAGAACAUCAGAAAGUAUAGAUCUUGUUAUUUUAUUAUAUUUUUGCUUUUGGUGUAGAAUGAAGCAAUUUCUGUCAAAAUCUAGCCAGAGCCCUUCACUGCCACGAUAGCUGGGGCUUCACCAGUCUGUCUACUGUGAUGAUUUGUAGACUUCUGGUUGUAUUUCUAUAUUUAUUUUAAAAUAUAUUAUGUGGGAUAUUUAGUGGUAUGUGUCUCUUUAAGUUUGAAUUAGUGUUUCUAAAAUGAUGGUUACUUUGAAUGUUACAAAUGGAUCAAGGCAUUAAAAUGUAUGAGAUUUAUCUUUCCCCAAAUCCAAGUACCGAUGCUAUUGUAAACAAGUGUGUAUAGUGCCUAAGAAUUGUAUGAAAAUCCUUUUAACCAUUUCAACCCAGAUGUUUAACAAAUCUAAUCUCUUAUUCUAAUAAAUAUACUAUCAAGUUAAAAGGA
This is a messenger RNA of Leopardus geoffroyi (Geoffroy's cat), 2578 nucleotides long. RefSeq names its product mitogen-activated protein kinase kinase 1 (gene MAP2K1). The record is from RefSeq and is a predicted model, not a curated record. The transcript has 11 exons. The coding region runs from base 478 to 1659 and encodes 393 amino acids. NCBI's taxonomy places the organism in Eukaryota, Metazoa, Chordata, Mammalia, Carnivora, Felidae. Gene Ontology annotation, molecular function: ATP binding; protein kinase activity. Gene Ontology annotation, biological process: protein phosphorylation.